Rhipicephalus sanguineus (brown dog tick) is the source of this 6956-nucleotide messenger RNA. RefSeq names its product phospholipid-transporting ATPase IA (gene ATP8A). The transcript is spliced from 42 exons. The coding region runs from base 463 to 3921 and encodes 1152 amino acids. Gene Ontology annotation, biological process: phospholipid translocation. NCBI's taxonomy places the organism in Eukaryota, Metazoa, Arthropoda, Arachnida, Ixodida, Ixodidae. The record is from RefSeq and is a predicted model, not a curated record. Gene Ontology annotation, molecular function: ATPase-coupled intramembrane lipid carrier activity; magnesium ion binding; ATP binding. Gene Ontology annotation, cellular component: plasma membrane.
UAGGCAGCACGCGUCGCCUGUUGCGGGCAGCCCUGCGUGUGUUUUGGGUUUUGUUGUUGGCGUACGGAGAGCCGGGGGCGGGGGUUGAUCGUGCUCCAGCCUUUUUGCCGCAGGCGCCUUUCUGGCACUGCAUAAUAGGAGCCAAGUCGGGACGCGAUCCAGAAACUAAGAAGCAAAAAGAAACACGGGCGAACUGCUCGAAAACGAAACGAUAUCCACGACCAAGUACAACUUGUGCGGCUGGGGGCCCUCGAUCGAAGAUGGUUGUCGCUCUUUCGAUGUCGCGUUACGCCGACGUGCAGCAGCAAAUCCAGAUGCGCGUCCGACUUCCUUGAAAGCAGCCGCUUGCGGGCGUCGCUUGUGAAAGGCUCGAAGUGAGCGACCGCAGCAGUGAUCGGGCUUGCGCGAUCCGGCAAUGCGUCCGGCUUACGACGACUUGGGUCGUGCACAAGACCGUCCAUCAUGCAAGCCCCCGAGCAUGUUCCGAUGCUAGGCUUUGCCUCCGGUUCUGCUGCAGAAGAGGAUGACAAGCAUUCGGGAGCGAGUGACCACCAUGAAUCGGGUGAACAUCGCACAAUAUACAUCAACGCGCCACAGAAGCAGAAGUUCUGCUCCAACUCGAUCACGACUGCAAAAUACAACGUCCUCUCCUUUCUCCCCAAGUUCCUAUUCGAACAGUUCCGGCGAUACGCCAACGUGUUCUUCCUUUUCAUUGCACUAUUACAGCAAAUCCCCAAUGUGUCACCGACAGGUCGCUACACAACGGCCGUUCCCCUCGUCUUUAUUCUCGUUGUUUCUGCACUCAAGGAAAUUGUGGAGGACUUUAAAAGGCACCUAGCAGAUGAUGCCGUCAACAAUAGCAUAGUCUUAGCCCUGCGGGACGGGGAAUGGAAGGGGAUCAGGUGGACCCAGGUCAUGGUGGGCGACUUUCUCAAGAUCACCAGUGGCCAGUUUUUCCCAGCUGACCUGGUCUUGUUGUCUUCAAGUGAACCGCAGGGAAUGUGCUACAUCGAAACUGCAAACCUCGACGGUGAAACAAACCUCAAGAUAAGGCAGGGUCUGCCCCAGACGGCGGGGAUGCUGACCACCAAGAGCCUCCUUGAAAUGCAGGGUCAUGUGGAAUGUGACUUGCCAAAUCGACACUUGUACGAGUUCACGGGCAACAUCCACAUCACUACUCCCAAGCCUUCAAAAACAAGCCCCCUGUGUCCCGACCAGAUUCUUCUUCGCGGUGCCAUGUUGAAGAAUACAACGUGGGCAUUUGGUCUUGUCAUCUACACGGGCCACGAAUCAAAGCUCAUGAUGAACUCCACUGCUGCCCCGUUGAAGCGGUCUACUGUUGAUAAAGUCACCAACACCCAGAUCAUCAUGUUGUUCCUGCUGCUCAUAGUCUUGGCACUGAUCAGCUCGGUAGCCAGCGAGAUUUGGACUGCAAAGCACGCCACCACCGACUGGUAUCUAGGCUUAGAUGACCUGAGCAGCAACAGCAACUUUUGCUACAACUUCCUCACCUUUAUCAUCCUGUACAACAACCUGAUCCCCAUCAGCCUGCAGGUGACCUUGGAAAUGGUGCGAUUCAUACAGGCCAGUUUCAUCAACAUGGAUUCAGAGAUGUAUUACGAAGAUACGGACACACCCGCUAUGGCCAGGACUUCCAACCUGAACGAGGAACUCGGCCAGAUCAAGUACAUCUUCUCCGACAAGACUGGCACCCUGACCUGCAACAUCAUGGAAUUCAAGCGCUGCAGCAUUGCUGGCCGGAUGUACGGCACUUUAGAAGAAGGACUUGACCCUAAGGAGAUUCAUGAUAUUCUUCGCAAGAACACGGCUGCCACGCCCUAUGUGCGGGAGUUCUUCACGCUGAUGGCUGUUUGCCAUACAGUGGUGCCUGAGAUUGACACCGAAACAAAUUACAUCAAGUACCAAGCCGCAUCACCCGAUGAAGGAGCCCUUGUAAAAGGGGCACGAGAGGUUGGUUUCGUCUUCACAACCAGGACACCAACACAUGUGACAGUGAACAUUUUUGGUUCAAAUGAGCAGUAUGAGAUCUUGAACGUCAUAGAGUUUACGAGUACCCGAAAACGAAUGUCUGUGUUGGUCAGGACGCCUCAGGGCAAGAUUAAGCUAUUCUGCAAAGGAGCGGACACUGUCAUAUAUGAAAGGCUUGGAGCCGAAAGCCAGAGCUUCAAAGAUAUCAACCUCAAGCACCUCGAAGAAUUCGCUUCGCAAGGUUUGCGAACUCUGUGUCUUGCGGAAGCAGACAUUUCUCCAGAGUACUAUGAGGAGUGGAAGAACACGUACCAUAAAGCGACCACAUCCCUGCAAAUGAGAGAACGCAAGAUCGAUGAUGCCGCGCAGCUCAUUGAGACGAAUCUCUCUCUCCUGGGCUCUACUGCCAUUGAAGACAGGUUACAAGAUGGUGUUCCAGAAACAGUGGCUGAUUUGCUGAAGGCUGACAUUAAAAUUUGGGUGUUGACUGGCGACAAGCAGGAAACUGCCAUCAACAUAGGAUACUCAACAAGGCUGAUCUCUCAGUCAAUGCCACUUCUAGUCAUUAACGAAGAUAGUUUGGAUGGCACACGAGAAGCCAUUCGCAAGCAUGCUCAUGACUUUGGUGACCUCCUGAGGAAAGAAAAUGAGAUUGCCCUUAUAAUUGAUGGAAAGACGCUGAAAUACGCGCUGUCUUCCGAUGUUCGGCGAGACUUUGUUGACAUUGCACUUUCCUGCAAAGUCUGCAUCUGCUGCCGGGUGUCUCCAAUGCAGAAAGCUGAAGUAGUGGACGUGGUUAAAAGUUCCACUCAUUGUGUGACAUUGGCCAUCGGCGAUGGUGCCAAUGAUGUCGCCAUGAUCCAGUCUGCACACGUAGGUAUUGGCAUCAGCGGCAUGGAAGGCUUGCAAGCUGCCUGUGCCUCUGACUAUUCGAUCGCGCAGUUUCGAUUUCUGCGCCGUCUGCUGUUCGUUCACGGCGCCUGGAACCACAACCGAAUGUGUCGUCUGAUUCUCUACUCUUUUCACAAGAACAUCUGUCUUUACGUCAUUGAGUUGUGGUUCGCGGCAGUGAGCGGUUGGUCUGGACAGACAUUGUUUGAGAGGUGGUCAAUCGGCAUGUACAACGUGAUGUUCACCGCCGCUCCUCCCCUUGCCAUCGGUCUCUUUGAUCGCACCUGCAGCGCAGAAGUGAUGAUGAAGUAUCCUGCCCUAUACAAGUCAUCUCAGAAUGCUGAAGGCUUCAAUGCCAAGGUUUUCUGGGUAUGGAUCAUCGAUGCAAUCUACCACUCAAUAGUUCUCUUCUGGCUGACCAUGCUGGGAAUGAAGCAGGACGUUGCCUGGGCAAAUGGAAGAGAUGGCGGAUACCUCAUGUUUGGAAACAUGGUGUACACUUAUGUCGUGGUGACCGUGUGCCUCAAGGCUGGCCUGGAGAUGAACUCGUGGACUUGGCCCGUGCACAUAGCCAUUUGGGGAAGCAUUGCAAUGUGGAUACUGUUCCUACUCAUCUACUGCAACAUGUGGCCGCUGCUACCCAUUGGUCCGGACAUGGCUGGCAUGCACGUCAUGAUCUUCUCGUCCGGGAUCUUCUGGAUGGGCCUCGUGAUAAUUCCCUUCAUGGCACUGCUGGCAGAUGUCAUUGUCAUUGUGAUUAGGCGAUCAUGUUUCAAGUCUUUAACCGAAGCUGUGAGAGAAAGUGAGAUUACCCAUGCUGACCCCGGUCCCGUGAUCCUCCAGGGAACCAAGCAGAAGUUGACAGAGACUGCACGACUGCUGAAGAAUGUCUUCAUGAAGCCUGUCACCACAGCACACGUACCAAUAGAAGUGGAGCUAAAACAUGGCUACGCCUUCUCUCAAGAAGAACAUGGAGUAGUGCCUCAGGCUGACCUUAUUCGUGUGUACGACUCCACCAAGACUAAGCCAAAAGGCGUCUGAAUAAACGACACUCAAGCCGCGAGCACACAUUCCACUCUCAGCAAGCAAGAGCUUUGGAAGAGUCUGCAAUGUCAGCUGCAAAUGUGUAUGUACAUACCAAGUGUGACUGCUUCGGAGUCUCUGUAUGUCUGUGCAUGGAUGUAUUCAUGCGACCCUACUCCUUGUGUUACAUAUGCGGUGCAAGAGAGCCGGCAAACAGGCUGUGCCACGUUUCAGUGUAAUCAUAUUUCCCAGCCAGUGAAGGUUCACCUGGCACAAUGUCUGUCUCUUUGCGUGUGCAUUCUGUUUACUUAUGCAAAGAGAUUGUUUCUCAUGCGAUGUUGUACGAUUUCUUUGGUGCUUGCAUUCAUCAGCAAGUUAGGCACAGGCCGAAUUACUAUUUUAUGCUACAUGACAACUUGAAUCUCACUCUUUUUGUCUGUUUUGCCUAUUAUGCCAAAACUGAACUAAAUUUCUCUUUUCUCGUACAAACAUAUUUAGAAACCAAAGAUGAACAAUGUAGAGUACACCACUUAUUUACUUCUCAGGAUUUUUUCUUUGUUCAUGUACAGCUUCAAAGUUUUGUUAUAUUACUAGUAGUACUAUGUAUUUCCCUUGCCUUAGAACUUGAGUAUCCUUGUGUGCAAGUGCAGUUAAGAGCACAGCUGUAAAGAAUAUGUGCACGCCUGCUGAGAAUGGUUACAUUGCUAAAUUAAAAGCAGCGAGUACUUUUUAAGUAGUUAUGCAAACAAAAGUUGACCACAUUUUCUAAAAAUUGCGCAUUGAAAAUCUUGCCCUGGAGUCAUACUCGGGACCUUCUCAUUCCCAUCUCCAUGAGAAGGGCUCGCCAGCUGCUGAACUGAAUGGAAGGAGCAUGAAAGGACAUGAGAAGUCGGCACCCAUGCGGUGUUUUUCGUUAUUUGUGCUCGGCCACUAGUCACUCUAGUUACUACAGUUCUCAUUUACCAAUUGAAGCAACAGAGGCACUAAAGCAGACCUCAUUGUGACAAGAGGUAUAAGUCCAAGGCCGCUGUUAACACUAUUGUCCGACUUUACUGCUUUUCUCAAAAACUCCCUAAAUGGUCAUCUUGCAGUAAGGCUACCACAUGCAAUGUUUCACGACAGCAUGCUGCUCACAGUCUGAUUUCAAAAGCAGUGGUAUUACUCAGACACCUUUACCUUUCUGCUGCAUAAGCUUAUCAAAGCUCACGCUCAUUGGAGGCAAUCUCUAUGGUGAUUGUCAUCAGAAUACAGCCCCUUGCCUUUUGCAUUCAGAUUGUCAAUAUCGGGGUGCACUGAUCUCAACUUGAAUGUCAUCAGUGUUAGAAAAAACAGUUUCUACAUCUUUUAUAGGUUGGUAAUCAUAAAUAAAGAAAAAUUGGCUUCUUUAUAUUACUACGAGUGAAAUCUGGAGACGAGUGAUACGAUUGUUUUGUUAGAUAAUGCCGCUAUGCUAGUCGCACAUGGUAGAUUGUUAUGAGGAAGCAUCUACAGUUUCAGUAUUGUGUUUCUUUGGGUUUCUGCUUACUUCUGUCAUGACUAAGUCACUUAUUUUCAGGGCUGCAAACAGAGGGGACAAUAUUUGUCCCCUGUUUUAUAAGAUAUUACACCAUGUGUUGAUUCUAUUUGAGUUGUCAUUGAAACAGCAAAAUUGCUCAGCUUAACUUUGUUGCAUGCUGUUGUGCAUUGCACAUUUCUACUUAUACCAAAGAUUUUCUUAUUGAAUUCAGUUUCCUUUCGAGCAUUUUUUGAGAAUUUUUAUUCACUGAGGCUGUAGAAGAUCGUCUGGUAACAGCUGUUUUCGAGUCAUGUUGCAUGGUUAAAAAAAAAAAGAAGUAUUUCUCAUGGUGCUUCAUUGUCGUCUUUCAUGCCUGACCAGCUAAUGUUGAAUUCUGAGAUGUGCACUCUAGUCAUGGCAGUCAGUUUAUUAUGUAAUGUGCAUGAUUAUUGGAAUGCUAGAGCCAAUCAAAUAGACUGCUGAGAAGUAAUUACUAUAUUGCUUGGAUGCUAUGAAUGUUGACUGCAACACUUUUCGUAAUGUAAGCAUGAUGUAAGUCAAUACUUAGGUGUGCAUCUACUUGUGUUCAGAGCAGAUUAUGGAAUGGAUAUAUCAUUGCCCACUGCCACCAUCUAUUCAUCUGUUGCUGAAUAUCGCGUAAACGCCUGCAUGGCUUACUUUAUGGUCACUGCUAACUGGCAUGCUUUCAUUCAUCUAUUCAAGGCUGUGUUCAUAAAAUUGGGUGACAUUGAAGACAUGCCAUGUGUAGUUGUCAACCAACAUGUAUAAAACAAAGAAGUCCUGUAAGUUUAUCUUUUUUUUUUCCUUUUUGAAGAGCUGAAUCCUUUAAAAUUUCAUUUCAGAAUGACUUGUGGCACCUAAAGAAUUUAUUAAAGGAUUAUUCUGCCACUAAAUGAAUGCACAGAUUUUAAAAAUUGUUUUCCUGACUUGUUUACUGGACGAAGUGUUCUCAUCUUGCAGUCUGUUCACACAAGUUGACUUGUUUACAACACACGAGCUUCGAGGAUGCCAUAAUCACUCCUUCCCAUCUGUGGUCCUUUGGGCCAACUGAACCAGCGUAAACCAGAACUCCUCUGUACUUGACCAAAUGCCACUGUUGUCCUUAAUUUUGCUUGUGGUGUGACCAGGAAACCAGUGCAUGGUCCAAGGAAGCUGCGCAUUUGUGCUCAGCUUGUCUUAGCUACUUGCAAGAAUUGAUGGAAAUGGUUUAAAACAGCAUGUUUUGGACACCAUUGCACCACAUGCGACUGCAGAACAGUGAUGUCCAUCUCAAAACAAAGAUUAGUUGUAUCUGAGUGGUCUUUAAUGUAAAGAACAUAUGCCAUUUGCUGUUGGAGCUUUAUAUAUAGUAUUCUAUUGUGCAAGUGGGUCUCCAUUGGGAAAUGCUUCCCCCCCCAUACUCAGUACUGUAUGAGAGCAGUGAUGUGCACUAGAAGGCAUGUGAUGGGCAAGGGAUUAAAAGGAUUUGCAAUGUUCAUGGCAUAUAUGCUUGUAUUUAUUGAUGUCAAAAGCAUUAAAGUAUGUUCCAAAGCAGGUA